This is a messenger RNA of Ilyonectria robusta, 1469 nucleotides long. RefSeq lists its product as uncharacterized. Bases 235 to 1080 code for a protein of 281 amino acids. The record is from RefSeq and is a predicted model, not a curated record. The transcript has a single exon. Lineage: Eukaryota; Fungi; Ascomycota; Sordariomycetes; Hypocreales; Nectriaceae.
CCUCUCCCCUGCAAAGAGCCCGGUCACGCACGACGGGAGUUGCGCCCCCCCGACCAAACCAUCCAUGUGCCGAGGAGUUUGUCAUCGACGACGACCACGACAAUGAAGACACCGCAGCACCGCAGUCGUGUUGCGUUGCGUUGUUCAGCACGCAAAUACAUUUCUGUCAGCGAAUGAGUCACUCGCUGACAUUUGGGCGUGUCCCUUGCUAGUCGCAGACUGACAGGAGACAGGAUGCUUCGAGCGCUUUCCCCAGGCCGCCAGCCGGCAGGCUACCACGGGCCGCCCCCCAAGGUUCCCCGGCCUUGUGGGAAGCUGGAAUGCGGCCAAGGGCAUAACCUGGCAUGGCAGAACAAUGCGCUGGGCUACGACACGGCGUGGCAUGGCUUGGACCCGAGCCGACGGGCGUGGAAACGCGCCGACCCUCCCUCCCGUUUCUGUCGGAAGCUUGCGGACCAGAAUGGUCAUGGCGAACCACCCCUUUCGUCGACGGGUUUCGAUUUGUUCUUCGUCGGCAAGGCAAGACGGCGCGCGUGCACACAGUCACAGUUCCUGUUGACGAUUUUGGGGGCCAAGACCACUCGCUGCCUGGAUCCCGCCCUCCAUCUCUGCCAAAGUCGUACAUUUUGCAUCCUCUUCUUCUGCCUCGCGGGCUGCACUGCCCCGGACGCAGCCAAUGGAUCCUCUCCUUCCCGCUCGGAGGGGGGGAGGAGACACAGAGGCGCGGAGGAGGCGGAGGCGUGGGAUUGGGCAGCGGUCUUUCUUUGGGCAUUGGUGUUGACGUCGCAACGCCUUUUUUCGACUUUGCGACGCCGCACCGCCGGGUUUGUGUGCGUGCGACCCAGUUUCCAUUUGCCAGCUCCCUCCAAUCGAGGUACCCCAUACCUCGUCCGUCACUCACCGGGACCCAUUCUGCAGCAGCCAAAUGUCAAAUGUCCACUCCCUCGGGCCAGCGAUGGGCCAAAGAUGGUCCACCCAGGGGGCUUCCGCGGGCCAGGCCAUGGGUCAGAAGCGUUAGUCCAGGGUCACCCAUCAUGGCGUUGCUGCCUCUGCGCCGUGGGUCGUGCCGGGAGGCGGUAACUGAUACCAGUCGAUGACUCCCUCCUCGUCAUGCCGCUGUUCGCCAGCCAAAAAAAACUCCCAUAGCACGGCAAGGAUGCGCACACGCACACACACCUCUGUCGCUCAGAAACAGGUAAAAGAGAGAAUCCCCCCCCUUUGUCCUAUGCGCAAGGCGUUUCGUUGUUAUGUGCGAGGCAGCAGUCUGUCAGUCAGUCCGUCAGUCAGUGUCAGUCAGUCCGUCGGCCCGCGGUCAGUAAAGAGUCGGUGUCGCCCGCCUUUUCUGCCCUUGCUUUCGCAUUCCGGCCCCUCCCCCCAUUCCAGCCAGGAUUUUUUUUCUCCCUCCCACACCCGAGUUGAUAAAAUAUCAACCCGAUCACUUUAUUUUUUUCCCUUGCAGCCCGACCUCA